AUGGCUCCCAACGGGAAAAUGGUGAGUGCCGGUUUUGGGACUUGUUCAGUUUUUAUGGAAGAGUUUUAGAGAACAUUCUAGAAUCAGCUUGAUGGGUUAUGCUCCGAAAUUUAUAAUACUAGAAAGUAUGAAUCUCAGAACUCACACAAGAAGCUUAGAUAAGACGGGGAACUUGGUCUAAAACUAGAUUUUUUUUCCAAAAGUCAUUGAAGCCGCAGUUUAGGAUUCGGGAUCUUUGUGAAAGUUUCUCUAAAAGUUCCGAUAUCUUAAUUUUUUUGACAGCUAAAUCUCUUCUUUUCACUUGGAAAAUGAGCAAGAAGAAGAAAAUAUUCAAAUAAAUCCAGAAAAAUCAAUAAGUUCGGACAACCUAGGUGAAAAAAGACUCGAAAAUUUCUCGACAAGAGUUACAGGUAGUAGGCCGGUUACACCAAAAAAAAAAACAAAGCUCAAGUAUUAGGUUGUUUACUAAGUUUCUUUCUUUUUUAAAGGACUUUUUUUUAAAAAGUUUUCAACCAGAAAAGCACUUCUCACAAUUUUGCUUCAUAUAGUAUUUACUACUACACAAUCUGAAGUUCAGAUUAAAACUAACUGUAUUUCUAUAACGCUAUGCAGAAAAAAGAUACAGAACUGUCCGAACUCGAAAAAAAUCUCGAUUUUUGGAAAGUUUUGCGAACUUAUUUUUUAUCUUACUUUUUCAAUUUUAUCAUUCGAACGAGUUACAUAAAACGUAAACUGAGGUCGUGUGGUUGCUCGUGAAAGUUUUCGUUAGCUUCCAAAAAAUUUGAGAAAUGAGUUAUUUAUUCAAAAGCCAGACCAUACAAAUUUAUGAUUGGCCAACAUUGUUGAAAUAAUGCGCGUCCUGUUUUCGUUUGAUUUCCCCCGAAGUACAUUCGUAAUUAUCUAUCAGGUUUGGGGUUUUGAAAAAAAAUAUAGGCAUAACGUUAGCAACCGGCAGCUACCGUGAAACUCGAGGAUUUAAUUUUACAGGCUUUUUUCAUCAAAAAAUGUUUAUAGCACGGGGGCAGUGGUUUCUAUCCACUCUCAAAUUUUCUGUUCUUUUGCUAUCUCUCAAGUUAAUAAAAAAACAAGUACAACAAAGGUCACUGCAGCCAUGUGUCAAUGCAGAAGUGUUUCUACUGAGUUUUUCCGGCCUAAAAUUUUGAGAAACGGUAAUCAACUGAAAUGACAGCUUGAUUAACUUCUGGAGGCUCUCUGACGGCGUCAAACGUUUAGACCUUCUGAAGAAAACGUGACUGAUACAGACCGUGUCUGUACUAAAUAACCACAAAAAAAAAAAUCAAAAUCAUCCUCAAAGCCGUUGAUGAGAAAAGCGUCUAAAUGUUCAGCGACCAUGUCAUUGUCAUUGAUCACUGACCAAAACUUUUAAAGAAAAAAGAUUUUCAGGCUGGUUUUUUGUUUAAAAAGUCUGCUUGCCUACUCUAUCUGUACUUCCAUCCUCCCUCGUUUUCAACAACUACAAAAUAUUGAAUCAUAAAUUUUUUUAGAAGAAACAAAAAAAAUUUUUCUAAGAGGGGUUGAAAUCGAGUUAGUUGCCCUUUUUUGAGUAUAUCAUUGCUCGUUUUAAAGUCAAGAACUUCAAAAUUAACAGACAUGUUAACAGAUAGCUGAGGAUGACGGGGAAGAAAUUGUUUGCUGUUUGAAUCCAAAAUUGAAAAGUUAUACACCAAAUAACUUUCAACCGAAAAAAGAAAGAAACUUAGUAAACGACCUAAUAUUUAUCCGAUUUUCUUUAUAAUUAAUGUUCUAUUCUGAACAAAUGAAUCUCGUCUUUGAAAAAUAGAGAGGAAAAAAUAUCAUAAAACAGCCGUUUUUGCGCUUUCGCUAACGCUUCGAAAAGCUGUGAAGCUGCAUAAAUAAUAGUCUCAUUCAAAAUUUAAAAAAUUAAUGCCAGAAGUCAGGAUCGACCUCAGACAGGGUGAUUUAUCGGGUUUCCAGCACAAAAUCAGUUUUUCCUAAAUAAAAGCUUCUUGAGGUUCUUAUGAGCAGAUCUCUGAAAGGCCAGUACUACCAAAUUGAGACUAAAAUAGUAAAUAGUUCAAUAAAGAUUUGUUUCGAAUGAAUUUUUUUUAAGCGAGAGAUCGUUUCGAUCCACAUCGGCCAGGCCGGCGUGCAGAUCGGCAACGCCUGCUGGGAACUCUACUGCCUGGAGCAUGGGAUCCGGCCCGACGGCGUCAUGCCUUCGGACCAGACCGUCGGCGUCGAGGACCAGUCCUACAACACCUUUUUUUCCGAGACCCAAGCAGGUCACUUUUACCAAAAAGUUUCUGUUGGAAAUAGGCGGAGAAGCCUUGAAAGCUUCAGGAAACUGCUAUUCAGGAGAUAAUUCUCACUUUCAAAAAAAAAAAGGUUCCAGGAAAGCACGUUCCGAGAGCGAUUUUCAUCGACCUUGAGCCGACGGUCGUCGACGAGGUCCGCACGGGGACCUACGCCAAGCUUUUCCAUCCGGAGCAGUUGAUAACCGGAAAGGUCGGCAAUCAAUAUAUCAGCAUGUCGUUCAAAUUUCUGAGAGAAUUCUUCCAGCUUUUUUUUCUAGUUUUCAAAGUUUUUCCCAGUUUUAAUGACCUUCUCUCCUUGCCUUCUAAUAUUUCCAGUUUCGAAACUGAGGGUAGUAAUAAAGGCGAAGUUAUAAUAUCUUUUUCAAAGUAUUUUCCGCUAAAUUGAAAACUCUGACUUUCCAGAAUUUAGUUACAUUUUUCACUUUUUCUCGUCUUUUGAGUUUCGCGGAAUCACUUCAACCACGUGAAAAGCGAAAAAAAGAAUAUUUUUAUCAUGAACUGUGCAAAAAAAUAAAGUUAUUUUUUUCUUACUUACAGGUCUAUUUUUCUUUGAGCUUUUCCUGUACCCCUUGCGAUUUCAUUCCAAGAAACGCUCUUCAAAAUUUGUGAAUUUUUUCAGGAAGACGCUGCGAACAACUAUGCUCGUGGCCAUUAUACAAUCGGCAAGGAGCUGAUCGACGUCUGCAUGGAUCGCGUCAGAAGUCAGUAUUAAUUCGACUUUGUGGGACUCUUUAUUAAUCAAUCAAUCAAUGUCUUUGUUUUAGUAGUAGUCGUCAUUGGCUAAAAGGGGGACAAGAACUUUUAAAGCCAUAUUGAAAAAACGUUUCUGGCAAGAUAGAAGUCCAAACGUGUAGUUGAUCAAGAUGAAAGCAUGGUCUUAGGUCCUUCGCCUCGUUUCUCUGCUCGUAGUCCAUCAAGUUGCGCCUUGAAGUGCUCAGAAUGUAGAGUAUUUUGUAGGUGGAGCACAGGCUCAAAGUAGAAGCAUACAUGGGCAGACCAUAUUUGAAGGCCACCAGCUUGUCCUCCCAAGUGUCACUAAAUUUAAGUCAGUACUACCUCCUAAAGAUGAACCUAACCCUAUUCUGGUGAUUACUACCUCCUGGGGUUAGGCGCAAGCUUGUUCUGCGCCAUUUGGGUUUAGGCUGGGUUGGAAAAUGAAACUUACUCUAACACCUUGUUUUUAAUUUUAUUCGUUAGUAAACCCCUCCUCCCGGACUAAUUGAAUUUAUCACUUGACCAUGUAUCGGUUGGAGCCUCGAAAUGAGAGCGAACACUUCGAAAUAACACGGAAUCUUCUCAGGACUGACGGAGCGAUGCCAGUCCCUGCAAGGCUUCCUCAUCUUCCACUCCUUCGGCGGCGGAACCGGCAGCGGCUUCACUUCCUUGGUCAUGGAGCGGCUGUCCGUCGACUACGGCAAAAAAGCCAAACUCGAGUUCUCCAUCUACCCGGCACCGCAGAUCAGCACAUGUACGGUAUUAUCUUGGAUAGAAUCUUCGAUGGGCCUUCUUUUAGGAUUAUUUUUUUCGUAAACUCUUCUAGAAGAUUCAGAUGAAGAUCCCUUUUAUGUAGCACCUGUGUAAAUUAAUAUUUUUGAAGUUUUGAUGCCUAAAAGUUCAAGAUUAACGUAAAAAUAGAACCGUAAUCGAUGCUCGAAAUUUUUUAAAAAAAUAAUCUCUUUGAAAAUGAAUUUUUCUUUCGAAUAGUGACUUCUGAAACUCAACCCCUCCUUCCGUAUUAAGUGAUAAAGUUUUUUUGGACAAAUUUGUAGGAAAUUCAGGGCUUCUCUUUGAACCCCCCGGUUGAUAAAGAUUUUUCUUUGAACCUUGGAAGUCUGAUGGAAGCUCCCGAAGCACGGAUUUUUUUCGGAAAAAUUCGACUUUUUUUCAGCCAUGGUCGAGCCCUAUAACUCAUUGCUGACCACACACACGACCCUUGAACACUCCGACUGUUCUUUCAUCAUGGACAACGAGGCCAUCUAUGAGAUCGCCAAAGUCAACCUCGGCAUUCGCAGGUCUUUUUCUUCAGCCUGAAAGAUUAAGCCUGAACCUUAAUUUUGGCUUAUUUUUCUGAGAAGGACUAUGAAGAUGACUCAUUUUGUUCAUGCUCCGCAUUUUCGCGCUCUUUUUUUGAGAUCAAUAUUCUCAAAAAGUAAGCAAAUUCUCUCAUAUUCGGAUGAAACUCCGCGAAAUUAGACCUUCCUCUUAAAAUUCUCUGACUAUGUCGUUUAAUAUAUUUCCAACAGUAGUUGAUCAACCACACUUUGAACGUUUUUUUUUUAAAUUUCAACAGCUUUUUUUUGCGUUUUUUAUCGCUUGAACGUCGUUGGCGCUCCAAGUCGAUGAGCCAAGGUCCUAACCUUAUAUCAGUGAUGAUCAGUCGACUGGCUUAAGUGACCGUCUAGGUGUCUGACGUCUGGGGAUUAUCGAACUUAUGACCCUCUGGAUUGUAGCCGGGCCCGCAGCCUGUUGAGCUACGGCGCACCUUUUAACAUCUACUUUUACUCACUUUAAAAAUUCUUGUUCCAGUCCGACCUACACGCAUCUGAAUCGGAUGCUGGCGCAGGUCGUCUCUUCGAUCACGGCUUCGCUUCGAUUCGACGGCGCCCUCAACGUCGACCUCACCGAAUUCCAGGUAUUCAUUUCCGCUUUAACCGGUGCACCAAGCUUUUUUCUGAAGCUCUUAUUCGUUUGUCAAGCUUCUAAGUGAAUUCUGAUAGUUUGCAGACAAAUCUCGUACCGUAUCCGCGAAUCCAUUUCCCUCUGGUCACUUAUGCGCCCAUCAUAUCGGCGUAGGUUUUUCUUUUCCAGAAAUCACAUUUCUUUCGAAAAAAAUUUUUCCCAAAUCUUUCGUCUUCGAUAAACUGCUUAGUUCGGAAGGCCAUGUUUAAGAUCUGAAACUCAAUUUUUCAUUUGAUUAAAAAGUUAUCACACCUAGGGUUUCGAGUUGAAACUAAAGUUGAAAAAAAAAGAAACUCGUAUCCCAGUCCGAGUAGUUCCCUAGUUGGACGAUUAUAAAAAAAGGUUGUAGUGUUAAUAUUUUGAGUGUCAACUAGUUUACUCUGCCCCUGCUGACACAGUAACUUUUCACGUCAAUUCAUUAUCCCGACGGUGAUUCUUUAAUAACGAACCUUUUAUGAGCUUUUCUUGACGAAAAAGCUCGAAAACCGAAGAAAAAUCAACGCGAAAGAUACUUUGGUUUAAGCAGCAUGACAUUUAAAAACCAAAGAGACUCGUUGAUUUUUCAGUGAGAAGGCUUACCACGAGCAGCUGACCGUAUCUGAGAUCACGAACGCUUGUUUUGAGCCCGGCAGUCAAAUGGUAAAAUGUGACCCCCGCAACGGCAAAUACAUGGCCUGUUGUCUACUUUAUCGCGGCGAUGUCGUUCCGAAGGUUCUUCUUGUUUUUUUUUUCUCGAAAACUUAUGCUGCAAGUAAAAAAAAACAAAAUUACCGUAUCUUUUCCACUUUCAUUUUUAUUUUAUCAAAACUACUUUGAAUGCGGCACUGGGGCGGUAUAGUGUGUUCCCCGCGAGUCGGCUUCGUUUUGAAAGAACAACCGAAAAAAUAUAGCGUAAAUGCAGUUCUUGCUCUACAUAACUGUAAAGAGGUCUUGAAGCGAAUGGUGAUCAAAUUUGAUCCGAUGUGAUAUACGGUAUUUUUCACCGAGAAAGAACGGUACAUCCUACCGAAGAUAGACUAAAAAACCAGAUAGACUUCUUUUUUUUUUUGAUUUUUUGACUUCAAACAUCAUUAAAUCCGCUCAAUAAUCUGUACUUCUGAAGCAAGUUCGUUUCUUUUUACACCAAUUAUUUUAUUUUCUCUAGCCGAAAUCGUUAUUUCAACGUUUUGCAGGACAUCAACUCUGCUAUAUCGGUGAUCAAGACGAAGAGGGCUAUCCAGUUUGUUGAUUGGUUCGUUUUUUAUGUUAAAUUCGCUGGAGAGUUCAAAUUUACGUACACGUUCUGACUCAAGCUUUUUUACUUCUUGACUUUUAAAGAAUGAAACUUCUCUGGUUAUUAGGAGAGCUAUUUUAAUGCAUCUUAUAACCGGUUUUAAGCUUUUCUGACUUUUUUUUUGGCCUCUGAAGCUUGUUUCUUUACACAGACAAAGUACUUGCAUUUUGGAGUCUAAAUUUAUUCGAAAUCUACUCAAAUACUCUUCGGAUCUCUAAUGAGCAUUUUUCUAAACUAGAGCUGCUAACAACGAAAGUAAGCUAAAACUCUUCAUUGAAAUUAACUCGCGAGUUUAAAGCCAUAAAAAAGCGAUGUCGGUGGCCGUGCAUUGGCGAUAUCGCAAAAGAAUCGCUUUAUUGACGCGCCAGACUAGCGCUUUUCUGGUCGCGACAUCGCAUCUCUCUCGCAUCUCACGCACGAAAAAAUUAUUUGAAAAUUUCCGAAAUGCGAGGUUGCGUCCAGAAAAAUCCAAGUCACGAUUCUAAUUCAGUCGUUAUUAUCAGUAUCGAAAAAAAAACUGAAGAAUUCAAGUCGACCCUGUAACAGGCAAAAUAAAUAGGUGCCCGACGGGCUUCAAAGUCGGCAUCAACUACCAGCCGCCGACGGUCGUCCCAGGCUCCGACCUCGCCAAACUGCAACGCGCCGUCUGCAUGCUUUCCAACACGACGGCCAUCCAAGAAGCCUGGGCCCGACUCGAUCACAAGUUCGACCUCAUGUACGCCAAAAGAGCCUUCGUCCAUUGGUAUGACCAUUCGGAAACGAUUUCAGAUCAGAAUCUUCCUCAGGUACGUCGGCGAAGGAAUGGAAGAAGGAGAGUUCUCGGAGGCUCGCGAGGACAUGGCCGCCCUCGAAAAAGACUACGAAGAAGUCGGCGCCGACUCUUUCGAUCCCGCCGACGACGAUUAUUGA
Molecule: messenger RNA, 7158 nt
Organism: Caenorhabditis auriculariae
Lineage: Eukaryota; Metazoa; Nematoda; Chromadorea; Rhabditida; Rhabditidae
Source: the annotation of a GenBank genome assembly